Molecule: messenger RNA, 914 nt
Organism: Mytilus trossulus (common blue mussel)
Lineage: Eukaryota; Metazoa; Mollusca; Bivalvia; Mytilida; Mytilidae
Exons: 2
Coding region: 63-890 (275 amino acids)
Molecular function (GO): protein binding
Source: RefSeq, a predicted model, not a curated record
AUACCGAUGAGAUGACACAAACUGAUCGAAGAACAUAAUACCGAGUAGUACUUUACAAGACAAUGCAUUUGUUUCAGUGUCUAGGUUUUGUAGUUAUUGUAUUAGCGUUGGAGGUUUCAAGUAGUGAAAUUACUGAUUAUAAUGACGGUUUGACUGUAAAAGACAUAGUUUUGGAAAUGCAAAAUGCAAUUAAACAUCUAAAUUUGCGAAUAAAAAAUCUUGAGACAUCAGAGAACCGUUUGCUCCUGGAACAGAAAAAUUCCAAACAGCAUAUAGAAGCACUGGAACUUCGACUUUCAAAAAUACAACACGAUCUUAAAAACUGCCAAAGAAUAGACCAGAGCAAACAACCUGUAGAUGGGUUCUUCGAAAAUGGUGAUCCAUUAAGAAAAUUUAAUAAUGCAAGCAAAGAGCGAGGUUCACUAUCAGCAAUCAGAAAAGAACGACUCUUAAUACCAAUGCCCACACCGACACCAGCGACUACAAUUUCCGAAGUUGCAUUUUUUGCCUACAUGUCACAACCAUUAACAAACCCAAGUGGAGAAUAUGUAAUCAAAUUUGAUGUUUUAAAGAUUAAUGUUGGAAACGCCUACCAUCCGCACACUGGGGUUUUUAAUCCACCAACUUCGGGUAUUUACGUCAUGGCUUGGAGUCUGCGGUCAAGAAUUACAGAAAGACAUUCAACUGAACUUGUUGUUAACAGUGAUGUGUAUUCAUCAAUGUAUUCAUAUUCACAUAAUGACGACGACCAACACAACACAGGAAUUGUUGUAGUUCAUGCGAACAAGGGGGAUGAUAUCUAUGUGCGUAUCAAAAUGGACAAGCAUGUUGGCGACAUAUGGAGCGAUGCUUAUGGAAGAUCAACAUUAGCUGGAUGGAAAAUAUAUUGAGCUGUAGAUAAUAAAGUAAAUGUA